GGUGGCGACAAUGCCAUUUGGCUGGAGGCUACUCAUAAACCCGGAGAGGGAGAGAGUGCACCAUUCCUCACAGGUGACUGUACCAUGUGACUUCAGGAGCGUUAAAAAGACAGCCAGCCAGCCAGCCAGCCAGCCAGCCAGCCAGCCAGCCCGUCCCGUGGAAGAACCAGAGGAGUCGGAAAGAAGAGCGUCACAGGGCUGUCGGCACAGCAGCAGCAGCGGCAAACACCGACAGCCCAGAGAUUUCUUUUCCAUAUCUCCAACUGGUGUCCACAAUGAGCUGCAGCAGCAUCGCAGAGUCGGAGUUUUCCGAGGAGGAAUUGGACCUCGGCGCUCAGGACCGAGCGAGUCCGAAGCCGCCGUUUGGAGACAGCGAGAGCUCAACGAGCAGCCCCAGUGACCCGGAGGAAGGCCAGAGCAAAAAGCGCUCGAGGCCAGUCCGCUCCAAAGCUCGACGGGUGGCGGCCAACGUCCGUGAGAGAAAACGCAUCAUGGACUACAACCAGGCCUUCAAUGCUCUUCGUGUGGCUUUGAAUCACGACCUGAGCGGCAAACGACUCUCAAAGAUCGCCACGCUGCAAAGGGCCAUCAAUCGUAUCUCUGCUCUCUCCGUAUUCCUGAGCACAAACCCUCCGAGCAAGCCUUGCGCCCAUCGGGAGUGCGACCGCUCACCGGCCAUGACGCCAUCUCGACUUGAUGCCAUCCCUCAUCUGGAGCAUCGGAGCUACGUUCCGUGGCGCGCGUCCAUCUCCCAGCAGACGCAGCCCCGAGAGGGCCUUUACGUGGAUACCGUUGCGUCGUCAUGUCCCCCUUCGCCGCACUACCCUUGUUAUCCGCCGGAGGGCCAGCUCUACGGCGGCCAUUGUGGCGGCCAUCCGCCCAGCCCUCUGCCCGGAAUGUGGGGCUCCUGCACCCAAGCGUGCAUUGACACUUUUGCGGAGCCGUCUCCAGCGUUGGGACGUCCCUGGCAGAUGAACUAUUUGCAGGACUUUGAGCACAAGCUCUCUGCGGGGUCAGACACACUGCUGUGAACAUUGUUGGACAGUUGAAUGAUUUUAGGGGGAGAGGUUCAUGAUUUGCUUUUGUUUCUUUCAUUCUGAUGAUUUAAUCAACUCAGUAUUAAAAUUCAGUCCAGGUCAGCGUCUUUUACAGACUAUAACGCACACUUAAAAUCCUUUUCUUAAAAAUCAGUAGUGCACAGAAACCUAUGAGCAGGUGGCCAGAUUUGAAAAAGGUGAAAAAUAUGGUGAAUAAAUUCACAAUGGUCAUAUGCGGAUUGAAAAUUCCAAAAGAAUGUUUCACUCUCCAUUUAUUUCUCAUUGAGUGUUGAAGAUCCGCACAAGUGUAUUUGUGCUUCACUGUUAUGUAAGAAUCACAGCGUCUUGAUACGUUACACAAGCAUUUUUUAAAAUAUUUAUUUACUCUUUUGGCCUAAAAGCU
Syngnathus acus (greater pipefish) is the source of this 1440-nucleotide messenger RNA. RefSeq names its product basic helix-loop-helix family, member a9 (gene bhlha9). The transcript has a single exon. Gene Ontology annotation, molecular function: RNA polymerase II transcription regulatory region sequence-specific DNA binding; protein dimerization activity; DNA-binding transcription factor activity, RNA polymerase II-specific. The record is from RefSeq and is a predicted model, not a curated record. NCBI's taxonomy places the organism in Eukaryota, Metazoa, Chordata, Actinopteri, Syngnathiformes, Syngnathidae. Gene Ontology annotation, biological process: regulation of transcription by RNA polymerase II; developmental process. The coding region runs from base 276 to 1031 and encodes 251 amino acids.